Messenger RNA from Selaginella moellendorffii, 600 nucleotides. RefSeq names its product protein NRT1/ PTR FAMILY 8.2. Lineage: Eukaryota; Viridiplantae; Streptophyta; Lycopodiopsida; Selaginellales; Selaginellaceae. Gene Ontology annotation, biological process: transmembrane transport. The record is from RefSeq and is a predicted model, not a curated record. Bases 1 to 600 code for a protein of 199 amino acids. Gene Ontology annotation, cellular component: membrane. Gene Ontology annotation, molecular function: transmembrane transporter activity. The transcript has a single exon.
AUGGAUCCCAAGCUGGGUCCAAAGUUUAACAUCCCGGCAGCGUCGCUCACCAUCUUCGACACGCUCACCAUCAUCGUCUGCGUGCCAUUCUACGACUGGUUCCUGGUGCCGCUGGUCCGAAAGUUCACUGGCCACCCGCAGGGAUUCACCCAGAUCCAGAGGAUGCGAAUCGGCCUCGUUCUUGCCACGGCGUCGAUGCUGGUAGCGGCGGCGGUGGAAGUGAAGAGGCUCCAGCUCGCGGCCGAGUUUGAUCUCCUGGACAACGUCACGGAUCCGGUCCCGAUGAGCAUUCUCUGGCAGAUACCGCAGUACUUCCUCGUCGGUGCCUCGGAAAUUUUCACGUCCCUUGGGCAGCUCGAGUUCUUCUACGAUCAAGCACCCGACGCGAUGAGGAGCUUGGCGAGCGCGCUGGCGCUGGGGAACUACUUGAGCAGCUUCUUGGUGGCGGUGAUCUCCCACGCAACGAGUUCUUCCGGGAGUUCUGGGUGGAUCCCAAACAAUCUAAACCGCGGCCACCUGGAUUACUUCUUUUUUGGUGGCGGCGCUCAGGGCUCUCAAUGGGCUCUUCUUCUGGGCAUGCUCGAGAGGCUAUCCGUGUAA